CUCAGCACCUCUUUUCUCACAGCAGAGUUUGGAGAAGGUCAGAGAGAGUAGCGCUUUGACGCGGUAGCUCUCUGUCAAUCCGGAACAAAGAAAAUGGCCUUUUAAAACAUAAAAACAAUUUUAAUCCGGAUCAUUUUAAAUUUAGGCGUCUACGUCAUGUGCGUGUUUUUAUUCGCCGUAAACAAACUAGUGUAUUUAGUUGGUUGCUAACAAGCUAACCAUCGAGCUAAAGUCGAAACAACCUUUUUUGUUUGGAAAGACAACAGCCGCUUGCAGUCCGAACUCUGGCUGAGAUUUGGUUUUUUUUAUUGCCCUCUGACACGGAGAAAGUGUAAAAAUGGAGCUCGGCAAAGCUGCAAGCGAUUUCAGCCCCGUUUCCCUGGAGCCUAGCGCGGGCCCUGACUCAGUCCUGAGAGUUUGUAGGCCAACUCUGCCCGAGGUUGGGCUGAAGGGCUCCCCAUGCACCAAAACCCUCUUCUCACCCGGAACUACCGUGCUGUCUCCUGUGACUAACUUAACACUCAACAUGGACAAUCUCGCUGUUCUCGGAGGGCAAUGUGAGACACCCAAAAGGAAGAAAUUGGAUAAAAAUGUGCCUUUAUUGAAGAUUCCAUCAUUCGCUUCCGACACCUCUUCAGACGCAGGACUGGGCUUGGACUCUCCCAGCCCUGUUGACCCAAUGGAGGCAGAAGAGAAGUUUGAGCAGGCCAUACAGAAUGCUACAAAAGUGAUAAAUGAAAGAAUACCAAUUCGCAGGAUAAACUCCUUGCCACUGCAGUUGCUGGGUCUCAGUCCCAAUCUGAAGAGUAAAGAUUCUGAUAUACCUCGCUAUGGUGUCUUUAGUCAGAGCUGCACACUCAGCCUGGAUAACAAGGAGAACCUUCAUGAUACAAGUUUCGAAUUUAAGAAGCCCACUCAGCCUGUUUCUCGCUUCCGAAAGUGUUCAGCUGGGGAGGCAAAGGAAGCUUUUGCUAGCCGACCCAACUCUGCUCCUGCUCUUAUGGUAACGCUUUCUCCUACCUCAUCUAAUCAGCUAGCCUCACCAGAUAGUGACAGUCCCUUCACACUGCGAUGCACAUCAUUCUCCAGUUUUCCUAACGAUGACGACGAUGGUUUUUUGGAUGUGCUUGAUGAUGUAGAGACGGACUCUGAGGUACCUAUGGGAAUGGCCAGUUUGCUCACAGCUCCUCUGGUUGCUGACCAAAGCAUAGAAACUGCAGAUUCGCCGGUUCGCUGUCGGCCACGGGGGCUGUUUCGUUCCCCAUCGAUGCCAACAGGAGGCCGACCGGCACUUAAAAGACCAGAUAGGCCCAGAGAUGACAACACGCCUGUACGUGUUAAGAGGAGGAGAAGUGUUGCUGGGUCGCAUGUCACAGCCAUGGAGCAGGAUGAUGCUGUUCCUCAACAGGUUCAGCGCUCAAAAUCUUUUAAUCAUACAGAGAUAGAAAGACUGUUGGAUGCUGACCCCAGUAAUGUGAUUGGAGAUUUUACCAAGCCUCCUGCUUUGCCCACAGUUGAUGGAAAACACCAGGACUUGAAAUACAUCACUCCAGAAAUUAUGUCUGCAGCAAUGAACAGAGAGUUCAGUGAUGUGGUGGAGAGGCUGUUCAUCAUUGACUGUCGUUAUCCAUACGAGUAUGAAGGAGGACAUAUCAAGGGUGCGCUAAACUUUCAUCAAGAGGACCAGGUUGAGGAGUGCUUUUUCAAACAGCCCAUUCUGUCAAAAUGCCCUGAAAAGCGCGUGCUGCUGGUGUUCCAUUGUGAGUUUUCUUCCGAACGUGGUCCCCGGAUGUGCCGCUUUGUACGCGAGCGAGAUCGUUUCCUCAAUGAAUAUCCCAAUCUCCAUUACCCUGAACUGUACAUACUAAAGGGAGGUUACAAAGACUUCUAUCGCCUUCAUAAGAUGGAAUGUGAGCCCCAGAAUUAUAGGCCGAUGAUUCAUGAGGACUUUAAGGAUGAUCUGAAGAAGUUUCGCCUUAAGAGCCGGACAUGGGCAGGAGAGCGAAGCAAAAGAGACAUGUACGACCGCCUUAAAAAGCUCUGAGGCACAUGCAUGCCUUCAGGUUUACUGCCUAAUGUCACUCACACUGUGUUCACAUGAUCAGUAUGUAGCAGUGACCUAUUGAAUAUUGUUCCAAUCCUCUGCCCAUGGUCAAAGCAUGCUUUACUGCCUUAACUCGAUCAUACAUUUUACACCAACUUACCUGUCCCAAUGGAUUACUGCUGGUGGGUUUUAUGCCAGUCCUAUUUUUUUCCCCCCAUUCCAGCUGACAACCUCCAAGCACUUAAAUUUCUAGUGUUUAUGGUGAAUAGUGCUCCUGUUUUUCUGAUGCAAUCAAAAUCUUUGUCCCUGCCAAUCUGGGUCUGAGCCAUAUCUACAGUUAUUGUAAUUAGUUUAUCAGAACCAGCCAGUGUUUUAAAUGUUAUUCAAUUAUGUGCAUUCCAAUAAUAUGGGUCAAUAUCAGUGUGUUUUAAAGAAGGUAUUUAACUGUCGCUUGAAAGGUUUUAACAGUAGAGUAUGAAUGACUAGUGCUGUUUAAUUGUCAGAAGGCCUGGGUGUAGAGUAGUAGUGAAUGCAGUGUGUGGGUUACUUUGGCCAUUUUGCACUGCCCCACUUUCUUUUCUUUUUUUUGAGAGUUCUUAUGAUGAUUCCUAUAUUUUGAAAUUUUCAUUGGAAGCAUAAAAUAUUUUCACUUUCAAUAUUUUUGUCAUGGAUAUUGUCUUGAACUGCACUCAAUCAGGGAGACAGACUUGGCUGAUUGCUGCUGGUCAGCGUGAGAACCUUGUUCACCAAAAUGCCCAGCAAUAAACCUGCAUGUAACUUUUUUUUUUUUUUCUUUUUUUAAAAUAACAUUGUGUUGUAAUGAUUCCCCCUUCUCUAAAAGCUAAUGUUGUGUGUAAGAUGGUGUAUUGAGUCUCUGCUUUUGGCCAUGUUUGGUCCUGUGUGUGUGAGUGGAAGAUCUCUUAACUGCAAUAACAAUGUGAUGUUGGGGGAAUAAACUACUUCAAUCUA
Tachysurus vachellii is the source of this 3013-nucleotide messenger RNA. It is a transcript of the gene cdc25b, whose product is annotated as cell division cycle 25B. The record is from RefSeq and is a predicted model, not a curated record. Gene Ontology annotation, cellular component: nucleus; cytoplasm. Gene Ontology annotation, molecular function: protein tyrosine phosphatase activity. Gene Ontology annotation, biological process: G2/M transition of mitotic cell cycle; positive regulation of G2/M transition of mitotic cell cycle; protein dephosphorylation. Lineage: Eukaryota; Metazoa; Chordata; Actinopteri; Siluriformes; Bagridae. The transcript is spliced from 15 exons. Bases 338 to 2044 code for a protein of 568 amino acids.